UGGUACAUUCCCUUCUUCUUAAACCUCCCUCAUUCCCUCGCUCUCCUCCUCCUCCUCUAAUGGCGGCCAUGGCCGCAGUUCUAGCCUCGCCUUCUUGCUCCUCUCCCUCUCUGUCCUGCCAAUCCUCUUGCUCCUCUCGGAGGUCAAUCUUCGCCUGCUCCCAUCGACCUCCGCGCUCCCGAAAGAAAUCCCUCAGAAAAGGCCCUCCUGCGCGAAAAAACGGAGACGAGUUUAAAGGGGUUUCUCAGAAGAGGUUUCCAGGAAGAGGAAAGGAUGAGAGGGCGUAUCUUCCGCCGGAUGGGAGUAGAGGGGAGGCGGGUUGGUCCCAGUCGAUGGUGUUCGGGUCCGCUGGAUUGCAGAAGAAGGACAAAGAUCUGGUGUAUGAUCUCAGGGAACAGCAGUUUGACGACACUGGGAAUCUUCAAGAUGCAGCUUUUCUUAAUGCUGUUGUGAAGGUUUACUGCACGCAUACUGCACCUGAUUAUUCACUUCCUUGGCAAAAACAAAGGCAAUAUACAAGUACUGCAAGUGCUUUUAUGAUUGGUGAUGGGAAGCUUUUGACAAAUGCACAUUGUGUUGAACAUGAUACCCAGGUCAAAUUGAAGAGAAGGGGAGAUAACACCAAGUUUGUGGCUAAGGUUUUAGCUAGAGGCAUAGAAUGCGACAUUGCAUUACUCUCAGUGGAGAGUGAGGAAUUCUGGAGAGGAGCUGAACCACUUUGUUUUGGACGUCUGCCAUGCCUUCAGGAUUCAGUAACUGUUGUAGGUUAUCCUCUCGGUGGAGAUACUAUAUCUGUAACAAAGGGUGUGGUAUCGCGAAUUGAGGUUACUUCAUAUGCUCACGGAGCAUCUGAUCUGCUUGGCAUUCAAAUUGAUGCAGCAAUAAAUCCUGGUAAUAGUGGUGGUCCUGCUUUUAAUGACCGAGGGGAGUGUAUUGGUGUAGCAUUUCAGGUAUUCAGAUCUGAAGAAGCUGAAAAUAUUGGAUAUGUGAUUCCAACUACUGUUGUAUCUCAUUUUCUAAAUGACUAUGAAAGAAAUGGAAAGUAUACUGGAUUUCCUUGCCUUGGGGUCUUACUUCAGAAGUUGGAGAACCCUGCAUUGCGUGCAUGCUUAAGAGUACCAUCCAAUGAGGGUGUACUGGUCCGGAGGGUCGAACCCACUUCUGCAGCUGGUAAUGUUCUAAAAGAGGGUGACGUGAUUGUGAGCUUUGAUGGUGUUUCCGUAGGGUGUGAAGGAACCAUCCCUUUUCGAUCCACAGAACGUAUUGCUUUUCGCUACCUUAUAAGUCAAAAGUUUUCUGGUGAUGUCUCGGAGCUUGGAAUCAUCCGAGAAGGGUCCUCCAUGAAAGUCAAGACUGUUUUGCGGCCACGGGUGCAUCUGGUGCCUUAUCACAUUGAAGGGGGGCAGCCUUCUUAUCUGAUAAUUGCAGGUCUCGUGUUCACUCCACUCUCUGAACCACUGAUAGAUGAGGAGUGUGAAGAUUCAAUUGGGCUGAAAUUACUGGCUAAGGCACGCUACUCUUUAGCAAGGUUCAAAGGAGAAGAGAUUGUAAUUUUGUCCCAGAGUUACUCCACCAAGAAAAGUUAUUAUUCAUGGAGGAUGCCUCAGCUUUUUUUUCGUUUACGGGUAUUUUCCCAAGAACAAAGGAACCUUAAUGUGUAUAUUUUAAUAAAGAAUGCAUCUUAUUGUUAGGUUUCUUUGUUGUUGUUUUUUUAAUGGUAAGUCUUUUGACUGUUAAAGUCGACAAACGGAAAAUAUAGUAUCUCAUCCUGCUAACAGGUCUGCACCUUAAGCCAACCUAAUUUUCUGCAAUGAGAGGACAUGACUGUCACUGCCAGCCUCCAGCUUCAAUUGCUUACAUAGCAUGAUCACAAAGAGGCCUGAGGAGUACUGGAUUAUUCCUAUUCAACCAAUAUCUGAAUCAGAUUACCUUGUAUAUGAGACGAUGCUUUGAUUGAACAGUGAAGACUAGGGAGUCCCUUCUUGGUAGUGUGUGGAUCCUCUGUGGUCCCCACUAUGUGCCCUCCCUUGUGCCCCUGUGAUAACUGACCUGUGGGGUGGGGCCAAAAUGUACAGGUGGGAUCUUGCAGGGCUAAGAUAGGUUACUACCAUGUUCCUACUGUGUGGGCCAUUCAUAUCAUGUGCUUAAAGGCCACUAGGUGCUGGCUAUAGGAUCUAGACAUGCCACAGUAUGCAUGUAUUCAUUUAUUAUGUUCUUUUUGGCAUAUGCUGUAUCUUAUAUCUAAACAUCCUUACCUAAGUGGAUGUGUUUAUAAUCACCUAGGAUGGUAGAGUCUGAAAUAUUCUGCCUUCUUUUGCAGAGAUGAUACUUCUUUCUAUACUUGCUUAAAAAAAUUUCUCUGAUUCCAGUGGCCACUACAUGUUUUUUAGAUAUUCUUCUUUCCUCCUAUA
Molecule: messenger RNA, 2411 nt
Organism: Phoenix dactylifera (date palm)
Lineage: Eukaryota; Viridiplantae; Streptophyta; Magnoliopsida; Arecales; Arecaceae
Gene: DEG2
Product: DEGP protease 2
Biological process (GO): proteolysis
Molecular function (GO): protein binding; serine-type endopeptidase activity
Source: RefSeq, a predicted model, not a curated record